Molecule: messenger RNA, 1605 nt
Organism: Fraxinus pennsylvanica
Lineage: Eukaryota; Viridiplantae; Streptophyta; Magnoliopsida; Lamiales; Oleaceae
Source: the annotation of a GenBank genome assembly
AUGGCAGGAGGUGGAAUAGCUGCACCACCACCAAAACAAGAGGAAUUGAUACCACAUCCAGUCAAAGAUCAAUUGCCUGGUGUUUCUUAUUGCAUUACCAGUCCACCGCCAUGGCCUGAGGCCAUACUACUCGGGUUCCAGCACUACCUUGUGAUGCUCGGUACGACAGUCCUCAUACCUUCCUCCCUGGUUCCCCAAAUGGGAGGAGGAAAUGAAGAGAAGGCUAAGAUGAUUCAGACAAUUCUCUUUGUUGCUGGUCUGAAUACGUUUGCUCAGACAUUGUUUGGUACUAGAUUACCUGCUGUCAUUGGAGGAUCCUUUACCUUUGUUCCCACAACAAUUUCCAUUGUCUUGGCUGGACGAUAUAAUAGCAUUGUCGAUCCUGUUGAGAAAUUUCAGAAGAUAAUUCGAGGAACUCAGGGAGCUCUUAUUGUAGCUUCGACUCUUCAAAUUGUCCUUGGCUUUAGUGGGCUGUGGCGAAAUGUAACCAGGCUCAUGAGUCCACUUUCUACAGUUCCAUUGGUAGCUCUUACAGGAUUUGGAUUAUAUGAAUUUGGUUUUCCACUGCUUACAAAAUGUGUCGAGAUCGGACUCCCACAGCUUAUCGUUCUUAUAAUCUUUUCACAGUACUUACCCCAUCUCAUGAAAGGUGGAAGAAAUGCCUUCGACCGGUUUGCUGUUUUAUUCUCAGUGAUCAUUGUGUGGAUUUAUGCACACUUACUUACCGUUGGGGGAGCAUACAAUAACGCACCACCGAGGACUCAACUAAGCUGCAGAACAGACCGUGCUGGAAUUAUAGGCGCUGCUCCAUGGAUAAGAGUUCCAUAUCCAUUUCAAUGGGGAGCUCCGACUUUCAAUGCUGGGGAAUCAUUUGCCAUGAUGGCAGCUUCCUUUGUGGCUCUUGUCGAGUCAACUGGCGCUUUCAUUGCCGUCUCAAGGUAUGCCAGUGCAACUCCUAUGCCACAUUCUGUUCUUAGUCGAGGAGUUGGUUGGCAGGGUGUUGGCAUAUUAUUCAGUGGAAUAUUUGGAACGGGAAUUGGAUCUUCAGUGGCUGUAGAAAAUGCUGGUUUGCUGGCGCUAACACGUGUUGGAAGCCGGAGAGUAGUGCAAAUCUCAGCCGGUUUCAUGAUAUUUUUCUCAAUACUAGGCAAAUUUGGAGCUGUCUUUGCUUCAAUUCCAUCCCCAAUUGUUGCAGCUAUGUAUUGCCUAUUCUUUGCGUAUGUCGGUGUUGGAGGUCUCAGUUUCAUCCAGUUCUGCAACUUGAACAGCUUUAGGACAAAGUUCAUCUUAGCUUUCUCAAUCUUCAUGGGCUUCUCUAUACCACAAUAUUUCAAUGAGUACACCGCUGUGAACGGCUUCGGUCCUGUCCACACCGGCGCAAGAUGGUUCAAUGAUAUGAUAAAUGUCCCUUUCGCAUCGGAGGCAUUCGUUGCCGGAGUUUUGGCACUGUUUUUGGAUGUCACAAUGCCUCCAAAAGACAACACAACCAGGAAGGACAGGGGCAUGCUUUGGUGGGACAGAUUCAGGUCAUAUCAAACUGAUACAAGAAGUAAAGAAUUCUAUCAAUUGCCAUUCAAUCUCAACAAGUUUUUCCCAUCAGUGUAA